AUGGCGUCCACUCCCACCACAGACGGCCGAGCCUUUAGCUCUGGUAGUCGCACUCGCGCCAACAGCUGCGACUCAGACUCUGAGGGAAGAGCGACUUUGACCGAUAAUCAAGCUCAAGGCGACCGCGAGGUAGCCAAUUUGGCCCGCUCGCUGAGUGCACGCUCGAAACAGCCCCAUCACCAGCCUCCCUUUGCAACAGACAAAGACGCCGUCCUGGACCCCCAGAACCCCAAAUUCAACGCUAGAGAAUGGGCAAAGGCCUUUUACGAUGUUCGAUACAGCUCAGAUGACGCACCUCCACCGCGCGUUGCAGGCUUCGCGGUCAAGAACUUGAAUGUGGUGGGCUAUGGAAGUCCGGUCGACUACCAGAUGAGUGUUGGAAACGCAUUUCUGAAGCUGCCAACCCUCGCCCGACAGUGGCUUGGUGGGAAAAAGCAACGGAUUGACAUUCUUCAGGGCGUCGAUGCGCUGCUGCUUCCAGGCGAGCAACUAUGUGUUCUGGGGCCGCCCGGUUCUGGCUGUUCAACUCUGCUGAAGACGAUUGCCCAGGAAACCCAUGGCUUCGAGGUAGACCCGACAUCGUACGUCAACUACCAGGGGAUUACCCCAAAGCAGAUGGCGGCGCACUUUCGUGGUGAGGCCAUCUACACGGCCGAGGUGGAUGCUCACUACCCCCAGCUGGCCGUCGGGGACACUCUGUAUUUUGCAGCUCUCUCGCGCACGCCUCGCCAGAUCCCCGGAGGCAUGAGUCGGCAGGAAUAUGCAUCACAUCUACGGGACGUUAUUAUGGCUACGUUUGGCAUCGGGCACACGAUCAACACCAAAGUUGGCAAUGACUUCGUCCGGGGCGUCAGCGGAGGAGAGAGGAAGCGAGUCACAAUUGCAGAGGCGGCGCUCAGCUACGCCCCGCUGCAGUGCUGGGACAACAGCACUCGAGGGCUUGACAGUGCGAACGCUGUUGAGUUCUGCAGGACCCUGCGGACUCAAGGCGAUGUCUUCGGGGUGACUUCCUGUGUCGCCAUCUAUCAAGCUCCCCAGGCGGCCUAUGAGAUAUUUGAUAAAGUCACGGUCCUGUACGAAGGCAAGCAGAUUUACUUUGGUCCUGCGCAGGCAGCCAAGGAGUACUUUAUACAGCUGGGAUUUAUAUGCCCCGAGGCCCAAACCACUCCGGACUUCCUCACCUCCAUGUCCAGCCCCAUAGAACGCAUUAUCCGACCGGGAUUUGAGAAUCUGGUGCCCAGGACGUCCGACGACUUUGCGAAACGGUGGAAAGAAAGUGCUGAGCGCCAGGCGCUGCUACGCGAAAUCGAGCAGUACACCACCGAGCACCCCUUUAAUGCAGGGGAUCUUGACCUCUUCUCUUCCUCUCGACGCGCUGAAAAGUCAAAGAAACAGCGGACAAAGUCCCCAUACACCUUGUCAUACUGGGGACAGAUCCGCCUCUGCCUGUGGAGAGACUUCCAACGGUUGAAGAACGACCCCAGCGUAACGCUGGCCAUGCUCAUUGGGAACUUCUUCGAGGCCCUGAUUAUCGCAAGCGUCUUCUAUAACCUCCCCGGAGACACCUCGUCGUUCUUCUCUCGUGGGGCUCUUCUGUUCAUGAUGGUGCUCCUGAAUGCCUUCUCUAGCAUGCUCGAGAUCCUCUCGCUGUACGAGAAGCGAACAAUCGUCGAGAAGCACAACCGGUAUGCCCUCUACCAUCCGAGUGCUGAGGCCAUCUCGUCGAUGAUCAUGGACAUGCCCUACAAGAUCACAAACUCCCUGCUCACUAACCUGGUCCUCUACUUCAUGGGCAAUCUGCGACGCGAGCCAGGCGCAUUCUUCUUUAUGUUCCUGGUCUCCUUUUCCAUGAUGAUGGGCAUGUCCAUGUUCUUCCGCUUCUUUGCCUCUUUGACAAAGUCCAUUGAGCAGGCCCUAGCCCCCUCUUCGAUCAUACUGAUGGGGCUGGUGCUAUACACAGGAUUUGCCAUCCCGGUCAGCUACAUGCGAGGUUGGGCCUCGUGGAUCCGAUGGCUGAAUCCGGUGUCUUACGGCUUUGAAGCGGUCAUGGUGAAUGAAUUCCACGACCGUCAGUUCCCCUGCGUCUCGUUUGUCCCCUCGGGUCCCGGCUACGAGAAUGUCUCCCUCCAGGAGAAGGUGUGUUCGACGGUGGGCGCGAUGCCAGGAUCGGAUGUAGUUCAGGGCACCGACUUUGUGCGCUCUUCGUAUCAGUACGAGAACAGCCAUCGCUGGCGCAACUUCGGAAUCAUCGUCGCUCUCGCUGUCUUCCUAGGGGUUUGUCACUUAAUUGCGUCCGAAAUAGUCUCUUCUCAACGGUCCAAGGGCGAGGUGCUCGUCUUUCGCCGUGGAAAGGCCCAGAAGGCUCGGACAAAACGGCAUCAGAGUGACGAAGAGCAGGUGGCAUCGUCUGUUCAAAACGAAAAGAGUGCUGGCGUGGAAGCUGGCACGGUAGCUGGGGUUGAGAAGCAAUCUUCCAUAUUCCACUGGGAAGAUGUUACCUACGACAUCAAAAUUAAAGGCGAACCAAGGCGUAUCCUUGACCACGUUGAUGGCUGGAUUCGGCCAGGGACACUGACGGCUCUUAUGGGCGUUUCCGGCGCCGGAAAGACGACUCUGCUAGACGUCCUGGCAAGUCGCACGACAGUUGGUGUCGUUGGAGGCAACAUGCUCGUUGACGGAAGACCGCGCGAUGAGUCCUUCCAGCGGAAAACAGGCUAUGUCCAGCAGCAGGAUCUUCAUCUCCAUACUUCAACCGUACGCGAGGCGCUGGAGUUCAGUGCUAUUCUCCGCCAGCCUCAGCAGUACAGCCGUGCUGAGAAACUGGCCUAUGUUGAGACCGUCAUUGACCUGUUGAACAUGCGAGAGUACGCCGAUGCCAUAGUCGGCGUCCCUGGUGAGGGUCUUAAUGUCGAGCAGCGAAAGCGGUUGACAAUCGGUGUUGAACUGGCAGCUCGCCCGAAGCUAUUGCUAUUCCUUGAUGAACCUACCUCUGGUUUAGACAGUCAAACUUCAUGGUCAAUCUGCAAUCUCAUGGAGACCCUGACCAAGAACGGACAGGCGAUUCUCUGCACCAUCCAUCAGCCAUCGGCCAUGUUAUUCCAACGCUUUGAUAGACUCCUGCUGCUCGCAAAGGGUGGCAAAACUGUGUAUUUUGGAGAGGUCGGCCAGGGAGCAGGCACACUGAUGGACUACUUUGUCCGCAAUGGUGGCUCUGCCUGCCCCCAAGGCGCGAACCCUGCAGAACACAUGCUGGAGGUGAUAGGCGCUGCACCGGGGGCCCAGACUGACAUUGACUGGCCAGCUGUAUGGAGGAGCAGCGCUGAGUAUCAAGAGGUACAAAAUGAGCUUGCAAAGCUAAGGGAGCUGGCCAGCAAGCCUUCACCGAUCUCGGAUCCAAACGACAAGUCCAGCUAUGCUGAAUUCGCAGCGCCCUUUUCUGAGCAGCUCGUCCAGGUUGGGCGUCGUGUGUUCCAGCAGUACUGGCGGAGUCCAUCCUACAUUUAUUCAAAGGCCUUGCUGACGGUUGGCUGUGCGCUCUUCAUUGGGUUCUCCUUCUUCAAAGCAGACAAUACUCGGCAGGGCCUCCAGAACCAAAUGUUUGGUGUCUUUAUAUUCCUCUUCGUGGUCGUCCAGCUCAUCCUGCAGAUUGUCCCAUCAUUUGUUACGCAGCGAAUGCUCUACGAAUCGCGCGAGCGGCAGUCGAAGACUUAUGCAUGGCAGGCCUUCAUUCUAUCCAACAUUGCCGUCGAGUUUGUUUGGAACACUGUAAUGGCGGUCUUCUGCUUUCUAGUUUGGUUCUACCCCGUGGGCCUGUACCAGAAUGCGCAGUAUACAGACACAGUGCAUUACCGCAGCACUCUGACAAUGCUCAUCAUAUGGGCGGCUUUCCUUUUUGCCAGUUCAUUUGCGCAUAUGUUGAUCGCCGGCAUGGACAGUGCGGAGAUCGCAUCGGCCCUGUCUAAUAUCCUGUUCAUCAUGAUGUACGCUUUCUGCGGCAUUCUCGCCGGUCCAGAUGCCCUUCCUCGGUUUUGGAUCUUCAUGUACCGCGUCAACCCGAUGACUUAUCUGGUAUCGUCCUUGCUGUCUGCGACUCUCGGAGAUGCUCCCAUGCACUGUGCCGAUAACGAGGUCUUGUCUUUCUCGACCCCGUCUGGAAUGACCUGCGGGGGGUAUAUGGAAAGCUACCGAGCUAACAAUGGGGGAUAUGUGAUCAAUCCGGAUGCCAUCGGUGGUGAGGCGUGCAACUUCUGCGCUUUGGAGCGUACCAACGAUUUUCUGAGCGGCGUGAGCAUUGAAUACGGCAAUCGGUGGCGCGAUUUUGGGCUCCUGUGGGUGUAUAUCAUCUUCAACACGAUUGCGGCUAUUGCUUUCUACAAACUUUUCAGAGUUCCAAGGGCGAAAAAGGCAGAGUAG
Aspergillus versicolor CBS 583.65 is the source of this 4413-nucleotide messenger RNA. RefSeq names its product putative ABC multidrug transporter. Gene Ontology annotation, molecular function: ATP binding; ABC-type transporter activity; ATP hydrolysis activity. Gene Ontology annotation, biological process: transmembrane transport. The record is from RefSeq and is a predicted model, not a curated record. Lineage: Eukaryota; Fungi; Ascomycota; Eurotiomycetes; Eurotiales; Aspergillaceae. Gene Ontology annotation, cellular component: membrane. Bases 1 to 4413 code for a protein of 1470 amino acids. The transcript is spliced from 5 exons.